This is a messenger RNA of Lampris incognitus (smalleye Pacific opah), 1457 nucleotides long. RefSeq names its product mediator complex subunit 8 (gene med8). The transcript is spliced from 7 exons. Gene Ontology annotation, cellular component: mediator complex; core mediator complex. Gene Ontology annotation, molecular function: transcription coregulator activity; RNA polymerase II cis-regulatory region sequence-specific DNA binding. The coding region runs from base 256 to 1068 and encodes 270 amino acids. The record is from RefSeq and is a predicted model, not a curated record. Gene Ontology annotation, biological process: regulation of transcription by RNA polymerase II. Lineage: Eukaryota; Metazoa; Chordata; Actinopteri; Lampriformes; Lampridae.
UGUUCUGUUUUCACUGGAAUCUCACGAAUCCACCACCACCAUCAAAACACCAAAUGAGGGAAGACAAGAUAUUCCCAACACCGCUAAAACACUUUAUGCUGUUUUUUUUCUUUCUUAAAUUUAAUUUGUCAACCGUCUGUAGUUUGUCUACGGGCUUUUAUUUUGAAAACAACGGCAACGGAAACAUCGGAAAGAGAACAGACUAUCUGCGAAUGGGUCUGUGGCAUAAACUGUAUGUGUUGAAGUCUUGACAAAAUGCAGCAAAGGGAGGAGAAACAGCUGGAGGCAUCGGUGGAAUCACUCAUUUCUCGUGUGGCACAUCUGAAAAACGCUCUCCACAAUUUUAUUUGCAAGCUGGAAAAUGAGUAUGAGCGAUUAACAUGGCCGUCUGUUUUGGACAAUUUUGCCCUCCUGUCUGGUCAGUUAAAUACGAUCAAUAAGCUGCUGAAGAAUGAAAAGACACCGUCGUUUCGUAACCAGGUUAUAAUACCUCUGCACCUGUCUCCGGAUCGGGACGAGGACCUGGCGAAACUAACAGAGCAACGUGUGCCGGUGUUCAGCCAUGAGAUUGUCCCUGACCACCUGCGCACCAAGCCUGACCCUGAGGUGGAGGAGCAAGAAAAACAGCUGAGUGCAGAGGCUGCUCGAAUCGGACCUGAGGUGGCACAGAAACAGAUUCAGACGUUGAAUAAAUUGUGUUCUAAUCUGCUGGAGAAGUUGAACAAUCCUCGCGAUGACAGAGAUGUGGAAACUGCAGCAAUACGACAGAACAAACCGUCUUUCAAUCCUGCCGAUACCAAUGCAUUAGUUGGAGCAGUUGCAUUUGGAAAGGGUCUUUCUAAAUGCAGACCCCCAGGUCCUGUGGCCCCCGGCCAUCCUGGACAAGGGCCUAUGAUGAGUGGAGGUCCAACUCUACAACAGGUCACCAUUGGUGGUGGUUCAAGUCAACAAGCUGGUAUGGGAGGGCCUGUGGCUCCACAGCAGCAAGGACAGCCAGGUAAAAUGCCAAGUAGCAUCAAGACAAACAUCAAAUCUGCCUCCAGUUCGAUGCAUCCUUACAACCGAUGAGCUCAUAUUGUGUGGUGAUCUCCCCACCAUGUUUUGUUUUCUUCAGAGGCUGACCCAAAGCAAGCACGACAUUUGUUAAAUGUACCUUUCUUAUAUGCUAUAUAUGAUUUUCCAACAUAUUUUGAUUAUGGACGUUUGACAGUGUUGACAUGAUUUUUGGCGUUGCAAUCUGUGUCUUAUCAUAUGAGCCACUAGAUGGCAGCACAUUAACAUUUAUGGGACUUAACGGCGUCGAGUCUAAGGGGUUUGUGGGCGCUGAGUUACUGGUUUAGUAAUAAAUGGUCGGUGAUAUUUUGAUAUUGAACACUGUGAAUGGUAAUUAGAACGAAGUGUUUCUUUUGUAUUCUCUUGUAAAGGGUUUGGAACAAUUAAUUAAAGGUGGUUCUAAA